AUGCCAGUUCCCAAGAAGGGCAGUGCUACUGUAUUGGGCGCCAGUCCUGCAAGUGUAGCCGAGCCUGUAGCUGAAGUGGAAGAAAAGGUGGAGAAACUGGACGUGAACGACAAUCAGGAGGCAGGUGUCGAAGAAGCCGAUGUUGAAACGGGGGAGAAAGCUGAGGAGGAGAAGAGCCAGGAGCCCGAGAAGACCAAGGUGGAGGAGGUGGAAGACGAGGACACUUUUACGGAAGCAGAGGUGAGCGACGAGGACCCUCGCGAGCAUCUGAACGUCGUGCUGAUUGGCCAUGUUGAUGCCGGCAAGUCGACGCUCUCGGGCAACCUGCUGUAUCUCAUGGAUAUGGUGGAUAAGCGGACCAUCGAGCGCUACGAGCGCGAAGCCAAGCAGCGCAACCGUGACAGCUGGUUCCUAGCGUACAUUAUGGAUACGGGUGAGGAAGAGCGGACGAAGGGCAUCACCGUCGAGGUCGGGCGCGCCCAUUUUGAGACUGAGAGCCGUCGUUUUACGAUCUUGGAUGCACCGGGACACAAGAAUUACGUGCCUAACAUGAUCCAGGGUGCAUCACAGGCCGAUGUCGGCCUGCUUGUGAUUUCGGCGCGCAAGGGCGAAUUUGAGACGGGCUUUGAGCGAGGUGGACAGACGCGUGAGCACGCCAUGCUGGCGAAGACGCUGGGGAUCAACAAGCUUAUCGUCGUUAUCAACAAGAUGGACGAGGCAAAGUGGGAACAAGAGCGGUUCGACGAGUGCGUCAACAAGCUUCGUCCGUUUUUGCGCACGUGUGGCUUUGCUGUAAAGCGUGAUGUGGCAUUCAUUCCCGUCUCUGGUCUGCAUGGCGAUAAUGUCAAGGUGCCGCUUGACAAGGCUAAAGCCCCGUGGUAUGAGGGCGACUCACUCAUUGACUACAUGGACAAGAUGCACAUUGUCAACCGCAAUCCGGAUGGACCUUUGCGUGUGCCGAUCUUGGAUCGUUACUCUGAGCGUGGCACGAUUGCCCUGGGAAAGGUGGAGUCAGGUGUGUUGAAGACAGGCCAGAAGGUGGUGCUGAUGCCCACGAACACGCCGGCAGUGGUGAACCAAGUGUUUAUCAAUGAACUGCCCGUGCGUACGGCCAAGCCUGGUGAGAACGUGACCAUCCGCCUGUCCAGCGGUCUUGACGAAGUGCAAAAAGGCUUUGUGCUCAGUGGCGUCAAAGAGGAGAACCCGCCGCGUGCUAUUCACGCGUUUGCCGCGCAAAUUGCUCUCGUGGAUACGUUGGAGCACCGUCCGUUGCUGACGGCUGGUUACAAGUGCAUUUUGCACAUCCACACCGUUGCCCAGGAGUGUGUUGUUGCGAAGUUGCUCCGUCCAAUUGACCCGAAGACAGGUAAGCCGGUGAAAAAGCACGUGGCUUUCAUUAAGCAGGGCCAAGCUGUCGUGUGUCGGAUCGAGGUGGAGCAGAGCAUCACGAUUGAAACGUUCGCCACCAUGCCUCAGCUCGGCCGUCUAACUCUUCGUGACGAGGGCAAGACAAUUGCCAUCGGCAAGGUGCUGGCACUGGAGAAGUAA
Hyaloperonospora brassicae is the source of this 1548-nucleotide messenger RNA. The record is from the annotation of a GenBank genome assembly. Lineage: Eukaryota; Oomycota; Peronosporomycetes; Peronosporales; Peronosporaceae.